Thrips palmi is the source of this 1725-nucleotide messenger RNA. Its product is annotated as calcium-binding protein P-like. The coding region runs from base 138 to 1016 and encodes 292 amino acids. The record is from RefSeq and is a predicted model, not a curated record. Lineage: Eukaryota; Metazoa; Arthropoda; Insecta; Thysanoptera; Thripidae. The transcript is spliced from 3 exons.
GCCCAGGCAGGGCAGCCAGCCUCGCGGCGCCGCUGGCCGCUGGUUCAGUUGGUUCAGUUAGCGCAGGGAGUGUUCCGAGUGCGCACACUCCGCGACCGUCGCGGCAAACCUCUGUGUGCUUCUGUCGCUCCGCAAACAUGAAGCUGUGUUUUGUUUUGUUGGCUGCCGCGCUGCUGGCGUGGUGCGCCGUGGACGCGCGGCCCCAGCCUGGCACCACCAAGAAGGAGGACCUGGACGGCAUCGGCGACGACCUGGAGGACUUCCUCAAGCACAGGGACCAGAACAAUCACCGGCUGAGUGAGACGCAGAAUGUGUACAACAACAACAGAAAUAUGAAAAAGCCAACGUCCGGGGGCUCCGACAUCCUCGGCGACCUGCUCAACGGGUUCCGAGGCAGCCAGGGAGGAUCCGGCGGCCUGGGCGGCCUGGGCAGCCUGGGCGGGUUCGGCGGCCUCAACACCAGGCCCUCCAACCCGCCCUCCAGCGUGCAGUACCCGUCCAGGCCCGCCAGCCCACCCUCGGGCUCGCGCUACCCGGCCCUGCCCGCCGACCCCGCCCCCUCCCGGCCGGCCAGCUCCCAGUACCCCAGCCGGCCUGCGUCGCCUGCGUCCAACGUGCCAUCUUACCCCAGCUACCCCAGCGGCGGCUCCGGCAGCCCCGCGGGCGGCGGCUGGGUCGUCCCCGGCAACACCGCCACCGCCCCCAAGGCUGGGGCCUCCUACCCGAACUACCCGUCCAGCUACCCGUCCAACUACCCCAGCUACCCUUCGUACACCAACUACCAGCGCGGCAACCCCAACCCCUACCCGGGUUACCCCGCCUACCAACAGCCCUCCUACCAGCAGCCAGCCUACCAGCAGCCCGCCUACCAGCAGCCCGCCAGCUACCCCGGCUACCAGCCGACGUACGCCGGGCCUCAGUCGGUGCAGCGCUACGACCCCCGCAACCCGCCGCCACCCCCAACCAAGAGCACCGGCUCCAGCAUCUCCAAGUUCUUCAAGAAGAUCUUCUCCUAAGCUGGCGUUUGACCGUCUGUCUAAAAUUGUUACCAGUGAUUUCUUUAGUCUUGUGAUUUGGGGGCCAAUACUAUUAUCAGCAGGGUCGAAAAGGAAAUACUAGCCUCUGCCUCCGCCGACGGGGCCAAUGCACGCUCUCUUGCCAAAGACUCUACGGUGAUUCGUGAUUCCGGCGCUGGGAACUAGUUGAGAUUUUCUUCCAAAGUUCCUCUUGUAAUUUGUUUUGUUCUUUUCUCCUUUUUUUUGUUAUUGAUGGACAUACCUACAUACGUUCCAUGUCGUGAUUGCCCAUGUGACUGCAAGAGAAACGUUUUUCACGCCGCUUCAGUUCACAUGGUUUGUUUCUGUUUUUUACCAAAAAAUAUUUGCGUAAGUGUGCUGCUUGGGUUUUGAAUCUCAUCUUGCCUCAGAAGUCUCUCUUACGAAAAAAAUAAUAAAUUUAUUGCAUUUAAGAGAGUAAUCUUCCACUUUGCAAUAUACACAGCAAUCAUGCUUUAAUUUUUUAAAUAUUAAUAAUUCGAUUUGAGCGUUUUUUGUGAUAUUUGAAUAAUCAAAACGUAUAUCGUUGAAAGAUGUAACACAUCUGUGACAGUGGACAAGCAGAUGUGUUUAGGCCGUAAGGAAUUGUCAGUACGCGGCAGUGUACACACUGAUUGUAAUAUACUGUAUUUUACUUUGUACACAAAUAAAAGUUAAAGACGCUAUUUUA